Molecule: messenger RNA, 2063 nt
Organism: Cuculus canorus (common cuckoo)
Lineage: Eukaryota; Metazoa; Chordata; Aves; Cuculiformes; Cuculidae
Gene: MPPE1
Product: metallophosphoesterase 1
Exons: 10
Coding region: 580-1776 (398 amino acids)
Biological process (GO): endoplasmic reticulum to Golgi vesicle-mediated transport; GPI anchor biosynthetic process
Cellular component (GO): endoplasmic reticulum-Golgi intermediate compartment
Molecular function (GO): phosphoric diester hydrolase activity
Source: RefSeq, a predicted model, not a curated record
GAAGCGUUGUCAGGUGAGAAUUCAGGUAUCUGUGCCUGUGUUCUUGGAAAGUUUCAGUAAAAUUGUUUUGAGGUAGUAAAUUGCUUUUGGUUCUUGGAGAUUAUUACAGUGAGCCAUAUUAAAGGUGAUAAUUGCAUUGAUUUGGUGUAGUCGUGUUUUGUGACUUGUGCCAGAAAGUGCUUGGAGGUGGCAUUGCAGUGGCUGGGAUGAUAUGGAUCCUAAUGGAUUUUUGGUUUUGCUGCUGUUUAGGCUAAGCUCUGUCUUUGCCUACCUUUGACCCCUACUCACAGUGUUUUCUCUCUAGUUUUAAAAGAAACAUCCUGCACCAACAUCCUUCCUGGCUUUGAAGUGGUUGCCUUAGUCUUGGCAGGAGUGAGUGCAGUUCCAUACUCAGCACCAUGGCUGGCUGUGGACCUGAAGGAGACCAACUUUGCUUUUUAGCUCAAUUAUGUGUUUCCAUGUCUUUCAGGGGAUUUGUAUGGAUAAGGAGCCAAACAUGAUCCUUUGACUGGCCUUUACUAUUUUCACAUGAGAGAGGAGAACUGAGCCAUUGGGAAAGAGUUUUCUGCUGGUACUACAAUGCUGAGUUCUAGCUCGAACACUGUGAAGAAUUUUCUUUUGAAGAGGCGGCUCUGUUUCCUGCUGAAACUUGUGUGCUUUGUCAGCUCAGUGCUAAUAUUUUGUGAAUUUUUAAUUUAUUAUGUGGUAAUUUUUCAAUGUCGAUGGCCAGAAGUGAAAGAUGGAGCUCACAUGGGUGAAAAAGAGACUUCGGCUUCAGUCCUAAAGGCCAUCAUUUUAGCUGAUACUCACCUUCUUGGUGAAAUCAAAGGACAUUGGCUGGAUAAGCUGAGAAGGGAAUGGCAAAUGGAGAGAUCUUUCCAAACUGCCUUAUGGUUACUGCAGCCAGAUAUUGUUUUUAUUCUGGGAGAUGUCUUUGAUGAAGGAAAGUGGAGCUCACCUCAGGCGUGGGCAGAUGAUGUCAGGAGAUUCCGAAAAAUGUUUAGGUAUCCAGUUUCUACUGAGCUAGUGGUUAUUGUUGGGAACCAUGAUAUUGGAUUUCAUUAUGAAAUGACUACUUACAAGGUGAAGCGAUUUGAAAAGGUUUUCAACUUCACUUCAGGAAAGCUGAUAACUCGAAAAGGAAUAAACUUUGUCCUGGUGAACAGUGUAGCCAUGGAGGGCGAUGGUUGUGCCGUCUGCCGAACCGCAGAGGCAAAGCUUGUGGCGCUUUCUCACAAACUGAAUUGCUCCCAGCAGAAACCAAAUCAUUCCGACAAAAGAUGCAGUGAUGUGGAAAAGCUUCCGGCUUCAGAACCCAUCCUUUUACAGCAUUACCCUCUCUAUCGGAAAAGCGAUGCUGAAUGCAGUGGAGAAGAUUCUGCUCCUCCAGAGGAGAAGACUAUCCCAUUUAAAGAAAACUAUGACGUACUGUCUCAGGAAGCAUCACAAAAGCUGUUAUGGUGGUUUCAUCCCCGUUUGGUUCUCAGUGGGCAUACACACAGUGCUUGUGAAGUGCUGCAUGCAGGGAAAAUCCCAGAGAUCAGCGUCCCGUCAUUCAGCUGGAGGAAUAGAAACAACCCUAGUUUCAUCAUGGGCAGCGUAACACCAACUGACUUCUCCCUCCAAAAAUGCUUCCUUCCGUACGAGAGCAGAGUCUUUACUAUAUACUGUGCAGCAGGUGCUCUGCUUGUAAUCCUGAUACUAGCUCAUUUUCAGCUUCUCACUCCACCAUUUUAUUUUGCUCAGCGUUUAAUCAGUAAGCAUAAAGCAGUAUGAAGAGCCAGACAUCUGCAUUCAGUCACUGAAAUACCAAAGCUGAGAACAGUCAAACAUCAGACUAUAUUCAUGCCAGCAAAUGACCUAAUUUGAUUGCUAGUCUGAAGGCAGGUUGCAUUUACACAUACCAUAGAAGUCCUAUACAGCUGAUAUGACUACUACAGGAUAAUUAACUGAAAUGAACGUUUCAUGCUGUACAAAAAUACUGUAUUCUACAAUCAAAUGAGUCCUUUUCCUGCUAUAAUUUUUGUAUCAAAUAUGUAUAUUAAAAGUGUAACUGUACAUUA